AUGAAUAUAUACAAAGGAGGUAAUCAACUAAUAUGGACGUCAGGGCCUCACCAAAAGUUGCUUCAUUCAUAUUUAAACCAAUACAUACAUACUAGCAUCGUAAAUAAAGAUAGAAAAAGUUCAACACUCUUUAAUACUACUAAAAACAACCCAUUAGUAGAAAGAUUGGAAGACAAGAACUCAUCUAGUGAUAAUGCUCUAAAUCCACACAUAAACAAAAAGUCGGAUUUUAUUCAGUACAUUUUUAAGUGGGGAAUAGGAAACAAGUUCCGUGCGGACCCCGAAAACAGAUUUCACCCUGUUCAUCUUAGUCGCUCCAAGGAAGUAACCAUUCGGAAAGACUACUUUGAUUCUGUUAAUGAAAAUAUUAAGUAUGAAAAAUUAAAUGAACAAUGGGAAGUUUUCUGGUUUGAAAACAACAAACUAAAUGCUAAACCAUUCCCUGUUAAGAAAUAUGGAAUUGAAUCAGCCAAAAAAGAAGCAAUCAAAUUUUACGAAUCCUUGAAACAAAAUGAUCGUAUCAAUACAAAGCCACAAUAUAAGUCUGGAAUAGAAGGGGUUCACUAUGAUGUUAUCACCAACUGCUGGAUGUCCUUUUAUCGAGAAAAGAACUUUCCUGUGUGUAGAUCUUUUUCGGCCGAAUAUCACGGGUUCGAAACGGCCAAAAAAUUGGCUAUAGAUAGGGUUAAUAAAUAUAAGCAAUGA
This is a messenger RNA of Plasmodium gonderi, 705 nucleotides long. RefSeq names its product transcription factor with AP2 domain(s). The record is from RefSeq and is a predicted model, not a curated record. The transcript is spliced from 4 exons. Bases 1 to 705 code for a protein of 234 amino acids. NCBI's taxonomy places the organism in Eukaryota, Apicomplexa, Aconoidasida, Haemosporida, Plasmodiidae. Gene Ontology annotation, molecular function: DNA-binding transcription factor activity. Gene Ontology annotation, biological process: regulation of DNA-templated transcription.